Messenger RNA from Closterium sp. NIES-65, 873 nucleotides. The record is from the annotation of a GenBank genome assembly. Lineage: Eukaryota; Viridiplantae; Streptophyta; Zygnematophyceae; Desmidiales; Closteriaceae.
AUGUUCUAUCCUUCCUCCCGCCGCCACGUCUCCAUCUGCCCGCCGACGCGCCGACCUCCGCGCCGACGCGGACGACCAGCGUGGCGACGCGGACGACCUGCGACCACCGCGGACGGCCAGCGCGCGACCCCCGACGACCAGCGCGCUGCCGCGGACGGCCGGCGCGGCCCCGCCGACGACCCGCGCGCUAACGCGGACGACCAGCGCGGCCCCGCUGACGACCCGCGCGCUGACGCGGACGGCCAGCGCGGCCCCGCCGACGACCCGCGCGCUGACGCGGACGGCCAGCGCGGCCCCGCCGACGACCCGCGAGCUGACGCGGACGGCCAGCGCGGCCCCGCCGACGACCCGCGCGCUGACGCGGACGGCCAGCGCGGCCCCGCCGACGACCCGCGCGCUGACGCGGACUGCCAGCGCGGCCCCGCCGACGAGCCGCGUGCUGACGCGGACAGCCAGCGCGCGGCCACGAACGAACCGCGCGCCACCGCGGACGGCCAGCGCGCGGCCGUCAACGCCCCUGCGCCGACGCGGACGGCUGGCGCGCAGCCGCGGCUGAUCUGCCCGCCUGGUUAUACACUCCGCUCCGUCGUGUUCCAGGAGGAAGGCGGACUCCAGCCCAUCGCCCCUUCUGCCCCCACCGGACCUCCUCCUGAUGAGCCCGGACCUGAGCCCGAGCCCCCUGGUGAUCCUCCCUCCUUCGCACCGGAUGUCAACAAUCCUCAAAGCGUAGAAACUGCCAUCCGUGCCUACCGCAACACACUCAACGACCACCUUCGCCGUCAACUGCGCUAUGAGGACGACAAGCGCGCCUACGACGAGGCUGCUGCCCGUCACCGCGACUACCACACCCAACUCACCACGUACACUACAUGA